AAAAGCAUCUAUAAAGCCGCUCCUAGUCUCAACCAGUACUUAACUUCUCUAAUCACAUUCCCUCUCUCUCUAGUUAUAUCUCUCUCUGUGUGAAGAUGGGACACUCCAAGCGUUUGUUGGCGACUUGCUUCCUUGUAGCAAUGCUGCUUUUGGCCACUGAGAUGGGACCAACGAGCAGUGUAGAGGCAAGGACUUGCGAGUCACAGAGCAAACGUUUCAAGGGGCUGUGUGUUAGCGACACCAAUUGUGCCACCGUUUGCCUGACCGAAGGCUUCACCGGCGGACACUGCCGUGGCCUCCGCCACCGCUGUUUCUGCACCAGAGACUGUUAAAAAAUAAAAGAGAAAUGAUCUUUUCAUUGUCUCUAUAAUUGUUGCUUGUUAAAGUAUCCACGAUAAUAGUGUUGUUUGUCAAUAAAAAGAUUAGAUAGCCUCUUCAAAGUUAUA
Molecule: messenger RNA, 446 nt
Organism: Lycium ferocissimum
Lineage: Eukaryota; Viridiplantae; Streptophyta; Magnoliopsida; Solanales; Solanaceae
Product: defensin-like protein
Exons: 2
Coding region: 96-332 (78 amino acids)
Biological process (GO): defense response
Source: RefSeq, a predicted model, not a curated record